UCUUCAGUCUUCACACAACUGCACGGUCCAUUUCUUCGACUCUUAAACUCCUUAAACUCCAGACUCCAUUGAAUUUCCCAGAUCCCAAUCUCCUCUCCCUCAAUCUCCUCUUCCCAAGUAGUGAAGGAGGAAGAGGAAAUCAACAAAAGAUGGCAUCUGUAUCUCCAACCCCAGUUUUGAAAGAUGAGUUAGAUAUAGUGAUACCCACCAUCAGAAACCUUGAUUUCUUGGAGAUGUGGAGGCCAUUUUUCCAGCCAUACCAUCUCAUCAUUGUCCAAGAUGGUGAUCCUUCGAAGACCAUCAAAGUCCCUGAUGGCUUUGACUACGAAUUGUACAAUCGCAAUGAUAUCAACCGCAUUCUGGGCCCCAAAGCAUCUUGCAUUUCUUUCAAGGACUCUGCUUGCCGUUGCUUUGGCUACAUGGUGUCCAAGAAGAAGUACAUCUUCACCAUUGAUGAUGAUUGCUUUGUUGCCAAAGACCCAUCUGGUAAAGAAAUAAAUGCGCUUGAGCAGCACAUUAAGAAUCUUUUGUCCCCAUCAACGCCAUUUUUUUUCAAUACCCUCUAUGAUCCCUACCAGGAGGGGGCAGACUUUGUGCGCGGGUAUCCUUUCAGUCUUCGUGAAGGUGUACCAACUGCAGUGUCACAUGGCCUUUGGCUUAACAUACCUGAUUAUGAUGCUCCAACACAGCUUGUCAAGCCUCUUGAGAGGAACACCAGGUAUGUAGACGCAAUUAUGACUGUGCCAAAGGGUACUCUCUUCCCCAUGUGCGGCAUGAACCUUGCUUUCAACCGUGAAUUAAUUGGACCUGCAAUGUACUUUGGCCUCAUGGGUGAUGGCCAGCCUAUUGGACGUUAUGAUGAUAUGUGGGCUGGUUGGUGCACCAAGGUUAUAUGCGACCACCUCGGGUUGGGAGUCAAGACAGGGCUGCCUUACAUCUGGCACAGCAAAGCAAGUAACCCAUUUGUGAACCUUAAGAAAGAAUACAAAGGUAUCUACUGGCAGGAAGAGCUCAUCCCAUUUUUCCAAUCUGUUGCCCUUCCAAAGGACUGCGCAACUGUUCAGAAAUGCUACCUUGAGCUGUCCAAGCAAGUCAAGGCAAAGCUUGGCAAGGUGGAUGAUUACUUUAAUAAGCUGGCCGAUGCCAUGGUCACCUGGAUUGAAGCUUGGGAUGAGCUUAAUCCAUCCAGCGCUUCAGCUGAAGUCGCUAAUGGCCCCAAAAAGUAGACAAUUGAAAUUUCGGGUUUACAAUUCUCUUCUGAUAGGGUAUAGGAAUUGUAUGGUGAAGGUCUUUUUGUCCAUGCUCUUAGCUGAGCUUGGAUUGGAAUCUACCAUGUUAUAGAGUUGAGGUUGUUAGUGUUUUAUUUUCUUUCGACUUUGGAACAAAUAAGAAGGUUACGCAUUUUGUAUUAGUACUAAUUAUUAUUUAUAAAUUGUUCGCCGGUAUCUCUAUUUGGUAA
Coffea eugenioides is the source of this 1459-nucleotide messenger RNA. RefSeq names its product UDP-arabinopyranose mutase 3. Gene Ontology annotation, cellular component: cytosol; Golgi apparatus. The record is from RefSeq and is a predicted model, not a curated record. The coding region runs from base 150 to 1226 and encodes 358 amino acids. The transcript has 4 exons. Gene Ontology annotation, molecular function: UDP-arabinopyranose mutase activity. Lineage: Eukaryota; Viridiplantae; Streptophyta; Magnoliopsida; Gentianales; Rubiaceae. Gene Ontology annotation, biological process: plant-type cell wall biogenesis; UDP-L-arabinose metabolic process.